AGGAGGAAGAGGAGGAGAGAGAGAAAGGAGGAGGAGGAGGAGGAGGAAACAUUGUGACUUUUUCUCAUAAAAUAUCAACUUUUAUUUUGACAAACAUUCACAUCUACCCAGCUACUGUUGGGAAACAAAUCAGAGAUUUUGAGAUAAAUAUUUAAAAUGUAUUAAAAAAAAUGAUGUAAUGAUAUGACAAAAAAAAGUAAAUUUAAGAAAAGGGGUGUCAUAGUUUGAGAAUUCAAUAAAAAAUUCAAAAGAAAAAAUCAUAUUUUCAGAAAUAAAAGCAAAAAUAAAGACAAAAUAUUCUGACAUUUUAUUCUAUUAUGAUUAAUAUGGUUGAUGAUUAAAAUUAGUCAAAAUUAUGAGAUCAUAAGACAAACGUUUUAUUUGUAUCUCGUAAUUUUGUGUUAAUAUCUCAUAUUUUUGUUCUUCUUGUAAAGUUGUUUAAUUCUCACUGUAUUCCUGAAACAUCGUGACUUUUCCUCAUAAAAUAUCAACUUUUAUCUUGAAAUAUUGUGAUUUCAUUCUUGAAAUUGUAUGACUUUAUUGUGGAAACUAUUUCCUCAAAAUGUUACGACAUCAUUCUUGAAAUAUUAAGUGUUUUUUUUUCUUGUAUAAAAAGUCAACAAAACAACUUUUUGGGGCCUAAAACAUUUUAUCAACAUUUUACAACUUUAUAAAAUUACUUUUAAAACAUAUUUGUUUAAUCGUGAACAACUAGCGCCGCCCUCCUCUGCCUCUGAUAUUCUUACUGUUUUAGAUAUUGUUUGAUCCAGUUUAUUUUGAAUGUGUUGUUUAGAGAGCUGAAGUCUAUAAAAUGUAGCCCACCAUUGUUGUAUGUAUUCAGAACCACAGAUUUUUACAUAUAGUGGGUUUUGUUUUUCCAUAAGAAAUUGCUUAAUGUCCUAUCAAUAGAUUUGCAUAUUGAAUUACUAGCAUAUAAUGAGUGAGCAGCAUAGGUUAGAGGAGAUCUACCUUCUGCCUUAGUGAGCAGAACUCUGCACAAUGAGAAGAGUCUCUGUGGAACCACUGGUUCACAACCUUUGGGGUCUUUUCUAUAAUGGGGUUAAAGUUUAAAGCACCUCUGGAUUUCCUCUCUUUAGUCUUUUGGAUCUCAGGAUAUGUGACGGAGUUCCUCACAGGAAUAUUAGAGAUUGAGGUCACAUGCUUUCUUUCACUGGUAAUAGUUCACAUGUAUUCAGAUUAAAGGAGAGCCCAGAUGGAAAGGUCUGGGUAAGGCUGACUGAACACAGACAUGUGGGAUGUGUCGGAGCCUCCCGCGCUGGAUCAGUCCUCUCUGUAUGAUGGAGCCUCUCUGUAUGAUGGAGCCUCUCUGUAUGAUGGAGCCUCUCUGUAUGAUGGAGCCUCCCGUCCAGCGAGAGGCGGUAAAUCCUGUUUACACACCUUUUUUGGAAGAAUAAGAAGAAGCAGAAGAAGUAGUAGUUGUUGUGUGUUUCUUGCUGCUAGCUUUGACUCUGGAGCAACUUGAAGACACUUAAGGAACUUAAUGGACUAAACCUUCGAGGGGUUCCUUGUUCUCUUGGUUCUCUUCAGAGAUAAACACGCCGGAUGGCUUCCUGCUGGUUGUUCAUCCUCCUCUUCACCUCCAGCUCCUCGGCUCACAAUGACUUCUUCACCUCCAUCGGUCACAUGACCGACCUGCUGUCCACAGAGAAGGACCUGGUGACCUCGCUGAAGGACUACAUCCGAGCAGAGGAGAGCAAACUGGAGCAGAUCAAAAGAUGGGCGGACAAACUGGAUGUCCUGUCGGCGGCGGCCACUCAGGACCCCGAGGGCUUCCUGGGACACCCGGUCAACGCCUUCAAACUGAUGAAGAGACUCAACACGGAGUGGGCGGAGCUGGAGAGCCUGGUGCUCACUGACAUGUCUGAUGUGUUCAUCUCUAACCUCACCAUCCAGAGGCAGCACUUCCCCAACGAUGACGACCAGACCGGAGCGGCCAAAGCUCUGAUGAGGCUGCUGGACACUUACCAGCUGGACACCAACACCAUCUCCACCGGACAGCUGCCGGGCUCGUCCUCGGUCUCCAGCGCUCUGACUGUGGACGACUGCUACGACCUCGGGAAGGUGGCGUACUCGGAGGCGGACUACUACCACACGGAGCUGUGGAUGGUUCAGGCCCUGAAGCAGCUGGAUGCUGGAGAGACGUCCAGCACCGUGGACGCCGUCACCAUCCUGGACUACCUGAGCUAUUCCGUCUACCAGCAGGGGGAGCUGGAGACGGCGCUGGACUUCACCCGCAGGCUGCUGGAGCUCGACCCGAUACACCAGCGAGCCAAAGGGAACCUGAAGUACUUUGAGUAUCAGCUGGACAAACAGAAGAAGGUGGAGGAGAGCGAGGAGGAGGAGGAGGAGAGGAGGCAGAGGAGGGCGACCCGGGGUCGGCCUGCUGACUACCUGCCGGAGAGGAAGCAGUACGAGCAGCUGUGUCGCGGCGAGGGCCUCCGGAUGACUCCUCGCAGGCAGAGCCGCCUCUUCUGCCGUUACCACGACAACAACCGCCACCCCAAAUACGUGAUCGGCCCGGUGAAGCAGGAGGACGAGUGGGACCGCCCCCGCAUCGUCCGAUACCACAACAUCGUGUCCGACGCGGAGAUGGAGAAGGUGAAAGAGCUCGCCAAACCCCGGCUGCGUCGAGCCACCAUCUCCAACCCCGUCACCGGCGUGCUGGAGACGGCCCACUACCGCAUCAGCAAGAGUGCUUGGCUGGCAGCGUUUGAACACCCAGUGGUGGACCGGAUCAACCAGAGGAUCGAGGACAUCACCGGCCUGGACGUCACCACAGCAGAGGAGCUGCAGGUGGCUAACUACGGCGUCGGAGGACAGUACGAGCCUCACUUUGACUUUGGACGGAAAGAUGAACCGGAUGCUUUUGAAGAGUUGGGGACAGGAAAUAGAAUCGCCACCUGGCUGCUUUACAUGAGUGAUGUUCCGGCAGGAGGCGCCACCGUCUUCACCGAUGUAGGAGCUGCCAUCUGGCCCAAGAAGGGGACGGCGGUGUUCUGGUACAAUCUGUAUCCCAGCGGAGAAGGAGACUAUCGGACCAGACACGCUGCCUGUCCUGUUCUGGUCGGAAACAAGUGGGUGUCUAAUAAAUGGAUCCAUGAACGAGGGCAGGAGUUCAGGAGGCGCUGUGGCCUCCAGGAGACUGACUGACCGACCCUCCCCCUCCUCCUCCUCCUACUCCUCUUCCUCCUCCUCCUCUUCCUCCUGCUCCUCCUCCUCCUCUUCCUCCUCCUCCUCCUCCUCCUCAUCUUCCUCAACCCUUCAAGCUGCUGAGUCCGCGGCUGCACGUGUGAUUCAUCUGAAGAGUGAGUGUGUUACUGUGUGUGUGUGUGUGUGUGUGUGUGCUCUACAACCUCUUUUUAAAAGCCAAUUAUCAGAAUCAAUAUUCAGUAACUUUCAAAUAUGAAUACAUUUUAAUUAAGAACUUAAUUUGUUGAUUAAAAACACAUUUGAAAUCAUGACUGAAUAAUAACUCACUGACGAUCAGGUGGUUGUUAAAAGCUCUGAUGAUGUCACUCCGUUCACCUGAACUCUCCCUAAAUGAAGUCACUGUUGAGCUAAAGCUGCUUUUUUUUUUUCACUUUACACCUUAAAUAAUAAUUUAUUUAUGUUUAUUCACACUGUUAAAAAAACCACUCCGUCUCUCGUUUAUUAACCUUUAUGUUUUAUUUAACUCCUGUGCAUCUCUAGGGACAUUUCUGCCUUUUUUCAUUUUAAAUCAUUUUGUCAAGAGUGUGAGUUUUAUCAUUAUUAUUAUUAUUAUUAUUAUUAUAUUGUAAGUGUAGCCUCAGCUUCUAUAAUAAAGUGUGUCCCCAUUGAAACCACAGUUUGAUCCCAUUACAG
Molecule: messenger RNA, 3864 nt
Organism: Sebastes umbrosus (honeycomb rockfish)
Lineage: Eukaryota; Metazoa; Chordata; Actinopteri; Perciformes; Sebastidae
Gene: p4ha1a
Product: prolyl 4-hydroxylase, alpha polypeptide I a
Exons: 15
Coding region: 1564-3171 (535 amino acids)
Biological process (GO): peptidyl-proline hydroxylation to 4-hydroxy-L-proline
Cellular component (GO): endoplasmic reticulum
Molecular function (GO): protein binding; procollagen-proline 4-dioxygenase activity; L-ascorbic acid binding
Source: RefSeq, a predicted model, not a curated record